CGCAGCAAUGCCAUUACAUCGCCUCUGUAUAGCCGUUUUCCUUUGUAUGGUUGUCACAAGUAUAAUUUGCAGCCACAACGACGAAGAUAACUUAUAUGAUUCCUAUGAAGAUACAAGCAGCCAGAAAAAUGAAUAUGAAUACCAUCGAACGAAUGACGGAACGAAUCACAAGAAGGGUGGCGUAGUACUUGAUAUAGUAAAGUUCAUGAACACAACGGAACCAAUAUGGGUUUACAACUCUAGUCAAUCUACGCAGUUGUCAUGCAAGGUGGACGUCGUUCAUAAUAUAACCAAUAAUAGCAGCUACAUCACCAGAUAUUACCUAUCAAACGAAUCCGUAAAUCACUAUACCUUUUUAGCAGAUCUCCUGACUAACACAGACUUCCUUGACCACACUGAGAUGCCAAACGAAAUGAAAGUUAUAAAUGAAGAAUGUGACACUCAAUUUGAGACACUAACUUACCAGAGCCUCGACAACAAAUGCGCAGUUUUCUUGGUAAACUUCGGGAGCAACGUCACAGAUUCACCUCAAUGGUAUGAACUUCGAGUGAAAAAUUCUUCUCUAGCAAGUGGGCCAAAUCCGGAGUGCAUCGAGGAAUAUGUUGAUGCUCUUUCUACUAGGCAAACGUCACACUUUAACUAUAGUUCCCAAUGUGAAUGCAUAUUUCAAUAAAAGCAUACAAGAGAUUGGAAA
Messenger RNA from Dermacentor silvarum, 694 nucleotides. RefSeq lists its product as uncharacterized. The record is from RefSeq and is a predicted model, not a curated record. NCBI's taxonomy places the organism in Eukaryota, Metazoa, Arthropoda, Arachnida, Ixodida, Ixodidae. Bases 8 to 673 code for a protein of 221 amino acids. The transcript is spliced from 5 exons.